Pseudophryne corroboree (corroboree frog) is the source of this 927-nucleotide messenger RNA. Its product is annotated as olfactory receptor 11L1-like. Gene Ontology annotation, cellular component: membrane. NCBI's taxonomy places the organism in Eukaryota, Metazoa, Chordata, Amphibia, Anura, Myobatrachidae. The record is from RefSeq and is a predicted model, not a curated record. The transcript has a single exon. Gene Ontology annotation, molecular function: olfactory receptor activity; G protein-coupled receptor activity. Bases 1 to 927 code for a protein of 308 amino acids. Gene Ontology annotation, biological process: G protein-coupled receptor signaling pathway.
AUGCAUAAGAAUAAUAUCACCUAUGUGUUUCUUAUUGGAUUUCAAGGUCUUCAUCAGUUCAAAAUGUUGCUGUUCUUCUCAAUGCUCAUUAUUUAUUGUCUGACUAUCUGUGGAAAUGUGCUAAUUAUUACUUUAGUUUCAUUAAGCAGGAACCUUCAUUCUCCUAUGUACAUCUUUAUUUCACAAGUGUCUUUAUCUGACAUCUUACUGACUACGGCUAUUCUUCCUAAUAUGUUCUCUAUAGUACUGCAUGAAGGAAGCACAAUGUCAUUGAAAAGUUGCAUUGCCCAAUUUUUCUUCUUCGCCAAUGUAGAAGCCUGGGAAUGUCUUCUUCUGACAGUAAUGUCUUAUGAUCGGUACCUGGCCAUCUGCAAACCAUUUCUAUAUAGCUCAACAAUGAAUGACAUGUUUUGUAUUAAAGCUAUCAUUUUUGCUUGGCUGUUGAGUUGCUUCAUGAUUAUCGUCAAUUCCAUCGCCAUGUGUAAUUUAACAUUCUGCGGAGCAAACGUCAUUGACCAUUUCUUCUGUGAUUUUACUCCUCUAAUCAAUCUUGCUUGUUCAGAUAUCUCCAUAGUUCACAUGCAGACUAUCAUAAUUACUGUUUCUGUAAUCAUUUUCCCAUUCAUUGUAAUUGUUGUGUCUUACGUCUAUAUUGUAUUAACCAUCUUACGGAUCCCAUCCAUCACGAAAAGGAAGAAAGCCUUCUCCACCUGCAGCUCUCACUUGACUGUGGUGUCCAUAUUUUAUGGAACACUUAUUUCUGUUUACGUUGUUCCACCCAGGGGACAGUUAUUAACUGUGAACAAGGUCCUUUCUCUUUUAUACACUGCUUUUACACCAAUGCUUAACCCAAUAAUAUACACUUUGAGGAACAAAGACUUCAAAGAAGCUUUUAGAAAAUAUAUAUGUUACUCCAGUUCAGUCUAA